AUGGAAGCGAAAGACUGUAACUCCAAACAUGUAUUUUUUAACCAGACUUCUAUCCCUGACAGCUUUGACGAAUGUUGCAUUGAAAUAGAUAAAUUUAUUAACCAGCAUUCAACCGAUGGUAGAAAAAUAGUGUUGAUAACAUCUGGUGGCACAACGGUACCUCUAGAGAGCAGAACUGUUCGCUUUAUCGAUAAUUUUAGCUCAGGAACAAGGGGAUCUGCUUCCGCAGAAUAUUUUUUAAGCCAUGAUUAUGCUGUGAUAUUUUUACAUAGACACAAGUCUUUAGAACCCUUUUCUAGACAUAUCAAUAGACAACAUUUUAUUGAUAUUUUACAACUGACACCUGAAAAUGAAAUAAUGGAAUUUUUAUUUUCAGUAAAAGAUGAGCACAAGGAGAAACUCAGUGUAGUUUUAAAACAGUUUCAAUCAAUAGAGAAAGAGAAUCUUUUAUUAAAGUUGGAAUUUACUUCCCUUGGUGACUAUCUCCAUAUAUUGAAAGCAGCAUGUGAAAAAUUGAAUACUGUAGGUGAUAAAGCAAUGCUCUAUCUAGCAGCAGCUGUCUCUGAUUUCUACAUUCCUAAAGCUGACAUGAGUGAGCAUAAGAUACAGUCAUCAAAUGGACCACUAGAGUUAAAGCUACAGUUAGUACCGAAGAUGUUAGAACCUUUAGUAAAAGACUGGGUACCCUCAGCUUUCAUCAUAUCAUUUAAGCUUGAAACAGAUAAAGAUAUUUUGAUCAGUAAAUCAAGACAGGCUUUAGACAAAUACAAACAUCAGUUGGUAAUAGCUAAUGAAUUAGAGAAGAGAAAAAGGGAGGUAACAAUAGUAUCAACAGACACAGUAACACCUAUAAUUUUAACAGAAGAAGAAGUACGACUUGGUAUUGAAAUUGAAAGCAUUAUUGUUAAAGAGAUAUUAAAACUUCAUGACAAUUUUAUAUCUACUAAGCAUUAA
Lottia gigantea (owl limpet) is the source of this 954-nucleotide messenger RNA. RefSeq lists its product as hypothetical. Gene Ontology annotation, biological process: coenzyme A biosynthetic process. Gene Ontology annotation, molecular function: phosphopantothenate--cysteine ligase activity. The transcript has 7 exons. Lineage: Eukaryota; Metazoa; Mollusca; Gastropoda; Lottiidae. Bases 1 to 954 code for a protein of 317 amino acids. The record is from RefSeq and is a predicted model, not a curated record. Gene Ontology annotation, cellular component: nucleus; cytoplasm.